AUGGCAAUACUUUCGUUGUCACUGUUUCACCCCCCUGAUUCUUACUGCGGCGCGUGCGCUGCGUUCGCGUAUAGACAAGUCAGUCCAGUUGUUGUUAAGUGUAUCUUCAUCUUGGGUCCCUCACAUCACGUGAGGUUGGGAGGCUGUGCAUUAUCCUCUCUGGAUAAAUAUCAGACGCCACUCUACGACCUUACAAUAGACAAACAAAUAUAUUCCGAAUUGGAAGCAACUCGUCAGUUCGAAUGGAUGGACAUACAGACGGACGAAGAUGAACAUUCUAUAGAAAUGCAUCUACCCUACAUCGCUAAAGUUAUGGAGGAAUAUAAAACCGGUUUCACAAUUAUACCAAUUUUAGUUGGAUCUCUAACACCGGAGAAAGAAGCAAAGUGAGUAUUCAAAAUUCAACUUCUUCCACAAUAAAA
Molecule: messenger RNA, 422 nt
Organism: Papilio machaon (common yellow swallowtail)
Lineage: Eukaryota; Metazoa; Arthropoda; Insecta; Lepidoptera; Papilionidae
Product: protein MEMO1-like
Exons: 5
Coding region: 1-390 (129 amino acids)
Source: RefSeq, a predicted model, not a curated record